Messenger RNA from Rhincodon typus (whale shark), 1277 nucleotides. RefSeq names its product lymphocyte expansion molecule. Lineage: Eukaryota; Metazoa; Chordata; Chondrichthyes; Orectolobiformes; Rhincodontidae. The record is from RefSeq and is a predicted model, not a curated record. The transcript has 11 exons. Bases 1 to 1236 code for a protein of 411 amino acids.
AUGCGAUCUGAUAAAUGCACGUUCGGGGUUGCUAGGAGCCGUCACGCAGCGGCCGCUGAUCAGUCAAUGGAAAUGAAGCAAUUUGAAGGAGCUCCUUUUGGAACUCAGAAAGCCAGGUUUGAUGUGUAUGGAGUUCACCCAGACAGAAAGAAGCAAGGCGCUUACACAGAAGUGCCUUACGAUAAGAGGGCCACUGGGGAACUGGAAAGAAGAUUGGCACCUGGUUACUACAAUGUGGACACAGGAGACUUCAGUCCUAGCAAGGUUUCUUGUAAAGCAGCAGGUCCUGGUUGGGCAAGAGCGUAUGAAAUAGAAAGGUUUGCUCAGACACCACAGUCAUUUUAUAAAGAACAAAAGCUAAAAAAGAAGUUCUUGGAAACAAAUCUUGGUCCAGGCAAAUAUGAGAUCCCACAUUUUCUUGACUUAUUACAAAAGAAGAAUCCUGGAAGCAGAGGCAUUUGUGACACUAACGAGCAGCGCUUUAAAAAGCAAAAAGAUAUUGGUAGCCCAGGUCCCGGUACGUAUGGAAAGGGUGGGAUUCCAACUGCGGUCCUGGAGGAGAAAGCAAAGAUGUCUUUUGGGUCACAAGGAAUAAUGGAUUCAAAAUCUGCAAAGAACCGAUCUCUUGAUACAGUGGGCUGUGACUUGGCACCAACAACAUAUAACCUUGAGAAUAGCAUAGAUAAAUUGCUGACACGGGUAGUCAGUAAACGUGGCCCCUAUGAUCUCUUUACGGGCGAAAGGAGUGAUCGGAUAAAAACUGGGCAUCUUGCAACGGACCCACUGAAUCUUUAUCCUGGAAUGUAUAAAAUUGAGUCAUUCAUUGAUGAUCUGUCAAAUCCAGCAAAGAAACAACAUGGAAAGUUCGGUACUGUUGAGCAGUACCCAUUUCCCCCAGUAGAGAGAAUAUUCUACACUGGACUGAAUAUGUUUCGACCACAAGUCGGUAGGGAUACCUUUUAUGAUGUGAAGCAACUUUCCAGGCCAGAAAAUCGAAAACCGCCUCCUUUUUUGUCGUCCACAAGCCGGGGUGGUCGUGUACCUGUUAAAAUGCUCACUUUUAACCCAAACAAUGUUGGUGUAGGUCGCUAUGACCCUGGUAAAUAUAAUCCAAAUCCAACAAAACCCUGCCAGUCACCUUUCAAAUCCAAGACUCAACGUUACCUCAGCAACAUUGAAAGGGAUAAGUUCCUGCUGGAGCGUCUGGGAUCUGGAAAAAGACCAGAUCAAGAUUGAAAACAAAUACUGGACUUUAACCUAACUGAAUAAACAUCUCA